AUGAACUGGCGGGGAUAUUCGAUCUGCUUGGUGAUUUGAUUAGGUUACCAAAAUAAUGUUUCUUAGCAGGGAAAUAAUGAUGAGUAUACGGUAACAAGAAACCCCUCCAUAUGUAACAAUUCGAUUUCUUUGCAGAUCCGUGAUUAACCUGAACAAGUUUUGUGUCCCUCUAAUAUGGAUGAGGCGAUGGAUGUCGAUGUCCAUUUGGGAGGGAUCAACGCACCAGGUUGGUAUUCUCUACGGACCUUGAGCACCGCUCAAGGGAUUCUUUUGCCAGAGAUCAUAGACGAUUCCGGUAGCAGCACGGAGGUGGAGGAAGAAGAAGAACCAAGAGACCAGGCUCCUCCAGUUUUGACAGCACCGAGCCAGUUACCAAAUAGCUGGCUUCUGAACCGCAGAGCUGAAGCCGGGCCGCAAAGGUCUACUCUCGCGCUUAGGAGGAGACGCAUGGCUAGGCGUGUGCUGUCUAACUCUCAGUCAGGACUCCCUACCAGGGGUCCUCUGGAUACCCUCCUGCGGGCGUCUGCUGCCAGUGACCCCGAACGCCUCUCCGACACCACAGAGGUCAUCAGUGACUCUGAAGAAGAAGAGACGCAAGAGGGGGCAGCUGCCAUAGUCCCAGCAGCAGAACCACCACCACCAGCCGCUGCAUCAGCAGCAACAGAAGAAUCAGGACCAGGGCCUCCUCCUCCUGACCUCCACGGUCAUCCUCCGCUAGCCUCUGCCCCGCAGGCACACCCUGGGCCGCCACCGAGCUCCAGCCAGGGCUCCGCAGCCCAGUCGGCCCCACUGCAGGGAGUGACCCUUUCAGAGCCAGUUGAUGGAGCUCCAUCUGAUCUCGUGGAGGUUACAGUUCAGCAAGGAGCUACAGAGUUAGUUCCAACACCUGCUGAGUCUCCUGCUGCCUCCCCCGUGCCCCCAGAAGAGGAGGGGGAGGGGGAGUCAUGCCCCAUCUGCUUCGAGCCCUGGACCACGUCGGGAGAUCACCGCCUGGCUGCCUUACGCUGCGGCCACCUGUUUGGCCACACUUGCAUUAACCGCUGGCUGAGGGGGGAUGGAGCCAAGUGCCCGCAGUGCAACAAAAAAGCCAAACGAACGGAUAUCGUGCUGCUAUACGCUCGGAAACUUCGAGCUGUAGACAACACGGAACAGGAGACACUGAAGAGAUCCUUGGAACAGGAGCAGUCUCUGCGCAGAAAGGCUGAGCUCGAGUGUGCUCAGUGUCGGCUGAAGCUGCAGGUGGCAAACGAGGAGUGUAGCAAACUGCGCAAACAGUUACAGGAGCUGAGGAGGCUGAAAGCACAGGUGGCCCUGGGCCUCAGCCAGUCUCAGAGCCAGUCUGUGUCCUCCAAGGGCCAUUACGUCUUCUCCACGGCAGUGAUGGUGUCCCAGGUGGGCGGCUGCAGGGUGAUGGCCUUCUGCGAGCCCCUGGGCUGCCUACUGGCCUCCCAGCCCUCUGCCCACUCCUCACUCGUCCCUGGCUUCGGGGUGAAGAAGAUCAGCACGGCCACCAUGAAGGCCUGCCAGUACAUCCCCAUCCACAUCAAGCCCAUCCGUGGCCUGGCUUUCAGCCGCCAGCAGGACAGCCUGCUGCUCUCCGGCGCUCUGGACAACACAAUCAAGCUCACCAGCUUGUUGACGAACACGGUGGUCCAGACCUACAACACUGGCGCGCCUGUGUGGAGCUGCUGCUGGUGCCAUGACAACAACAACUACGUGUACGCAGGCCUCACUAACGGCACAGUGCGGGUCUACGACAUGCGCGACACCAGCACACACGUGCGUGAGUUGCUCCCACAGGGCACCAGGUGCCCAGUGGCCUCUCUGACAUACCUCCCUCGCGCGGCCUCCAGCGCGUUUCCCAUGGGCGGCCUGCUGGCGGGCUCCCUGGAGGGUGGCUGCUUCUGGGAGCUGCAGGAGGGCACCAACUACCAGCCCAACAUGCUGCCCCUGGAGGCCGGCAACUGCAUGGACAUCCAGGUGGAGCCAGAGAGCCGCCACUGCUUGGUGACGUACAGGCCGGGGCGCUCUAACCCGUCUCUGCGCUGUGUCCUCAUGGAGAUGAACCGCACAGCUCAGGUGUGCUCCUGUUCGCCAGUGCAGACCUUCACUGCAGGAGCCUCUUCCAAGAUGCUCACCAAGAACUCCAUCUUCAGGAACCCCACCAGUGACUGCUCAAUGCUGGUGUGCGCAGGCGAUGAAGCCUCACAAUCAACCAUGGUAUGGGACGCUGGCAGUGGGGCUCUGCUGCAGAAACUACCAUCUGACCUCCCAGUCCUGGACAUCUGCCCUUUCCAGGUGAACCAGGGUCACUACCUCGCCUCACUGACAGAGAAGAUGGUCAAGAUCUACAAGUGGGAAUGAGACGAUGAGAUAUCAGCAGAAUGGCUGAUUGUUGUACCUUAUAGAAUUAUGUUUUAUUUUAUGUACAACUGUACCAUAUUGACAAGAGCUUUUAUAUCUGUGAUUCAUGCCAAAUAAAAUAAGUCUGUACAUAUGUAUAUUUUUCAGUUGCUAAAAUAAAUGUGUUGAAUAAUA
Molecule: messenger RNA, 2538 nt
Organism: Alosa alosa (allis shad)
Lineage: Eukaryota; Metazoa; Chordata; Actinopteri; Clupeiformes; Clupeidae
Gene: rfwd3
Product: ring finger and WD repeat domain 3
Exons: 13
Coding region: 175-2364 (729 amino acids)
Biological process (GO): double-strand break repair via homologous recombination; protein ubiquitination; interstrand cross-link repair
Cellular component (GO): nucleus; site of double-strand break
Molecular function (GO): ubiquitin protein ligase activity; protein binding
Source: RefSeq, a predicted model, not a curated record